UAGGGUUCUCGCCAAAUUGUUUCAAUUUAUUACUCGAAUUCUCUAAUUCUCUUACGCUUCGAUUCAUAUAAACAGAUCCCCUUCCGAUUCUAUCUCACCAAUAUCUUACUUUCACCAGGAUUUUGUCGAAUCUGAGAAAUCGAAGCGAUAAUGGGUCAGAUCCAGUACUCCGAGAAAUACUUUGAUGAUACCUUCGAGUAUAGGCAUGUGGUUCUUCCUCCGGAGGUUGCAAAGCUUCUUCCGAAGAAUCGUCUUCUUGCUGAAGGUGAGUGGCGUGCAAUAGGAGUGCAACAGAGUCGAGGAUGGGUGCACUAUGCAGUUCAUCGACCAGAGCCACACAUCAUGCUCUUCAGGAGGCCUCUUAAUUUCCAGCAGAAUCAAGAAGCCCAAGCUUAAUAUUUUUAAUAUAUACUAAAAUUUUAUUUGGAUUCGAUUGUCAUAUUUUAAGGGUGAUAUUUGUAUUCCAGAAACGUUUUUCUUUUUUAAAUUUCGAUGGUUUGGUUUAAAAUACCAUUAGGAUGACAUUGGCCAAUGUAUUGUAACGGGAUCAACUUUUAAUUUUCUUUAAAAUGGUGAAAUUGGCAUGAAGUUAACCUUUGGUGAA
Molecule: messenger RNA, 604 nt
Organism: Lactuca sativa (garden lettuce)
Lineage: Eukaryota; Viridiplantae; Streptophyta; Magnoliopsida; Asterales; Asteraceae
Product: cyclin-dependent kinases regulatory subunit 1
Molecular function (GO): cyclin-dependent protein serine/threonine kinase regulator activity
Source: RefSeq, a predicted model, not a curated record